AUGUCUGUAUUAGUUACUGGUGCUACUGGGUUCAUUGCCCUACACAUUGUUGGCGAUUUGCUAGACCAAAAUUACAAGGUUAUUGGUACCGUGAGAUCUGAGGCAAAAGCUGAUAAGUUGAAGAGACAAUUUGGCAAUAAUCCAAAUUUUGUCACUGAAAUCGUUGCAGACAUAGCAGCUCCCAAUGCAUUCGAUCAUGUAUUGCAAAAAUACCACAAAGACAUCAAAGUCGUUCUGCACACGGCUUCACCUUUCCACUUCCAGUCUACUGACUAUGAGAAGGAUUUGCUUAAUCCAGCCGUCCUUGGUACUAAGAGUAUUUUGGAGUCUAUCAAGAAAUACGGUGCCGACACAGUAGAGCGUGUUGUCAUAACCUCGUCAUUUGCUGCAAUCAUGGAUGUACGUACCGUUAACGAUCCUUCCACUACCUAUACUGAAGCUGAUUGGAACCCGGACACUUGGGAGGGUUGUCAAGCCAAUCCUAUGACUGCAUACUGUGGAUCCAAGAAAUUUGCUGAGAAAACAGCUUGGGAUUUCUUGGAAGCUAAUAAGGACGUACUCAAAUUCAAGUUGGCUACCGUUAAUCCUGUGUAUGUUUUCGGUCCUCAAAAGUUCGACGAGGAUGUUACCGAGCAUUUGAACACAUCCUGUGAAGUUGUCAACGGCCUAUUACAUUCAUCAGCAGAUGUCCCAGUGAACAAUCAAAUUCGUGGUCAGUAUAUUGAUGUCCGUGAUGUAUCAAAAGCCCACUUGUUGGCAUUCCAGAAGGAGAAUACCAUCGGCAAGAGAUUAGGUCUCAGUGUUGAGAGUUUUGUCUGUCAAGAUGUAGUUGAUAUCUUGAACGAAGAUUUUCCAACACUGAAGGGUAAAUUACCAACCGGAGAUAGAAAGGCAGCUGAUGCUAUUGCUUUCUCUUCUUUCGACACCUCUGAAUCCAAAAAGAUCUUGGGCUUCAAAUUCAGAACCUUGAGAGAAACCGUCGAUGACAUGACCACUCAAAUUUUGAAGAAGGAGGGAAGGUUAUAG
This is a messenger RNA of Zygotorulaspora mrakii, 1026 nucleotides long. Its product is annotated as SDR family oxidoreductase. Gene Ontology annotation, molecular function: oxidoreductase activity, acting on the CH-OH group of donors, NAD or NADP as acceptor. Bases 1 to 1026 code for a protein of 341 amino acids. The transcript has a single exon. NCBI's taxonomy places the organism in Eukaryota, Fungi, Ascomycota, Saccharomycetes, Saccharomycetales, Saccharomycetaceae. The record is from RefSeq and is a predicted model, not a curated record.